This is a messenger RNA of Limanda limanda (common dab), 7413 nucleotides long. Its product is annotated as CUE domain-containing protein 1-like. Bases 490 to 1680 code for a protein of 396 amino acids. Gene Ontology annotation, molecular function: ubiquitin binding. Lineage: Eukaryota; Metazoa; Chordata; Actinopteri; Pleuronectiformes; Pleuronectidae. The transcript has 11 exons. The record is from RefSeq and is a predicted model, not a curated record.
CCGCCGCUCACACGCAUCGCUUCCGGGCUCGGAACCAACAUGCACACAGCCACCGGGCCGGGUCGGACCUUUUGAUCUAUCACCACCCAGCGUAGUCCGGCGCUUCACUCACUUUGCAAAACAACAACACGACCGAGGGGGUCCGCGGCGGGUCUGUGGUCCGCGGGGGGGAGACGAGCCCACUCGGCCACAUCCAGGUGACCCCUGUGAUGCAGCUAUGCAUGUUCCUGGGUGGAUUUUGACUCUAACCUUUACCUGAUGACAGAACCUUGGACUUUUCAUUUCUGUCACCACCUGCCUGGUACAGUCCCUGCACACCCUAUAGCACAGUCAGUCAUGCUGGAUGCUGCAGAGUAACAAGUAGCACUGGGUGGGACAACGAAAAGCAAGCGAGACUGAAGGGGCCGUAGUUCUUGUCGUGGUGCUGACAGAAAAGUAGAGCCACCCUGUCAGUAGGUUGGUGGCACGUGUGUCAGCCAGGCCCUGAGGAUGACCAGCCUAUUCAGACGCAGCAGCAGCAAUGGAGGCUCCAGAAGCAACGGAAGUGGGGGCGGCAGCGGACAGGGUGGGCUCAACAACAGCAGAUCCAACAGGCAGGUCCGACGCCUGGAGUUCAACCAGGCCAUGGAGGACUUCAAGACCAUGUUCCCCACUAUGGACUAUGAGGUGAUUGAGUGCGUGCUGCGCUCCAACAACGGAGCCGUGGACGCCACCAUCGACCAGCUGCUCCAGAUGAGCAUUGACGGACAGGGCUCAGAUGACAGUUCGGAUUCAGAUGACAGUAUCCCACCAGAGAUUCUGGAGCGAACACUAGAACCUGACAGUUCUGAUGAGGAACCACCUCCAGUCUACUCUCCACCAACGUAUGAUAUGCACAUUUAUGACAGGAAAUAUCCAGAGACCCCACCAACACCCCCACCAAGAUUUGAAGUCCAGCCACCUCCCGGUCACCAGCAGGUCCGAAGCUACCGGAACUGGAACCCUCCGAUGCUUGGAAACCUCCCAGAUGAUUUUCUACGUAUUUUGCCGCAGCAGUUGAACAGUAUAAAGCAGAGCUCUCAGAGCAGUGUAUCCCAGCCUUCAUCGUCAACCUCCUCAGUUUCUCCAAUAAGCCAGUGGACAGCCCAGUCCAGCUCUCGGUCCGGAGCUGCAGGGACCACCGGAGGUGCAGGAUUGACCACAGGCGGCUCCGAGCAAGACAAGAAACUGAAGCAGUACCUGGACGACGAGCGUAUCGCCCUCUUCCUCCAGAACGAGGAGUUUAUGAAAGAGCUGCAGCGCAACCGCGAGUUCCUCGUCGCCCUAGAGAGAGAUCGCUUGAAGUAUGAAUCAAAGAAAUCAAAGUCCAGUAAUUCAUCUAGCAUGGAGAGUUCCACAGGAGAACAUAACUCUGCGGCUUCAAUGGAGGCCAUCUCAGAUGACGCUCUGUUCAGAGACAAACUCAAACUCAUGGGCAAAUCAACGAGAAAGAAGCUGUUUGAAAUUGCCAGGACGUUUUCAGAGAAGACAAAGAGGAGAAAGUCAAAAAGAAGGCUCCUGAAGCACCAUUCACUGGGCACAGCCAACUCUACAGCCAAUCUCCUGGACAAUGUGGAGGGAAACCCCUGUGAGGAAGAUGGUCAACGGAGGAAGGCAAACACUCAGGAAGAGACUGAACAACGUAAUGAGCCGAUAUCAUGAUCCUCCGUGCUGCACCAUGUCAGGGUUACCAUGGAGAAAGCAACAUGACCCAUGGGUGGUGGCCUUGCAGCUCUUCCAGUCUCCACCUGCCCACCCCCACCCCCACCCAGACCAGCCAAUACAAGGCUCAGCAUUGAGUUGAGCCUCCCCCAUCUCUUCCCUUCCUUUACCCAGGGAGCAGAAAUGGGCUGUUCCCUGCACUGGGCUGACUGUCUAUAAACCUCUUAUCUUAUCUGUAUUAUAACACUUUGUUGAUAUAUAGUUUGAAAUGUAAAGGAAAAAGCAUUAGUCCUCACCAGUAUUAGUUAACGGCUUCCUUUAGUUCCUUGAGAGGAAACACACACCUUGUGAACCUUUGUUUCUUCUCCUGUUGUGUUCAGUAGCAGAAUAUUUGUCUGUGAGCGAGGUCCCUCAGGCCGGGCAUUUCAAAUCCAAAGUGUGCACAUUCCCCUUUAUAUACACUCAACCAUGUAGAGCUCUUUUUUACCAUGUUUUCUUAUCCAGAUUGUGAUAUUUUGCUGUUUCUCAACGUCAGGGGUUAUGUAACAGAAACUCUUUGCUGUCAGAAUAUUGUGGCCGCUCGUGAUGUAGCUCACCCGAUGUCAACACUCGUCCACGGCCAUGAUCCCAGUUAAAAGACGGUGCUCCUUUUAAAGAAGGACUGGUUUGGUUUGUUUGUCAAAGUGCAGACCAGUCUGUUGUAGCAGCACAGGUAAAAGCUGUGAUGAGAUAUGUGGUAAGAAGAUUAAACUUUUGAUUGGCAGACCUGGGUGUCACGCUUUCAAAUGGCAAACGGCAUGAAACUUUAAAACCAGCAAACAAGCUGGUGUCGUUUGUACCGAGAGAGGUAUUCUAAAUGGCAGAGUCAGCCCAGCCGAUGUCGUCAGAGUGGCUGUCACAUCGCUACACAACAACAACACAACUUCAAUGACAGUAAAACUGAUCAUGUUUGGUUUAAUGGCAGAGAAGCAGAAGGGACAAAUUAGAAAUGUUUACCAGUGACUCCUGCUGGUCGGUUUGGGUGCCAUCACCCCUACACGGCCCAUGGUGACCCCUGUCGCUGGCAGCAUAGCAGAAAGAGCGAUCCACAUAAAAAGUUUGAAAAUAAUAGCAAAAAAAUCUAAUACUCGUCAGAGCAAAUGCUGACGAGUGGCUACCAGAUGUCAACAUCUACCUCCUCCUACCCAUAAGCCCUUGCAUUUCCAGGGUCCUGCCCUGUUGGUUUGCUUAAUGUUUUCUCUCAUGUCACCUCCAGAGGAACUUUGCUGAUAAUCUACCAAGUUUCCACAACUCUUACAUUAAAUAGUUUUUGCAAGAAGCUGAGGAAAUCCAAGUUGACCUUCUGAGCUCUUUGCUGUAUCUCAGGUCGUCCCUGUCCUCUCCCAGCAAGUCACGUCAGAGAAUUGUGAUGGUCACGUGUGUGUUUGGGAGGAUGACACUAAAGUUGGAGACUGAAAAUGAAAAAAAAAAAAAUUGCUUUUGAAGUUUUCAUCCUCACCGUUCUGCUGUGCAUUUCAUUUGUAUGUGUAAAUGUGAAACUAGCAUGGUUUAGAGAAGUUGUAGCAGACUGAUGUAGCCUGUGUGAACAGAGGAUGUCUUGAGAGGAACAGUAAGAGUAAAUGUGUGUCGUAGAAUUGCAUUGCAAAGAUUUCUUGGGAAAGUGUCUGGAUUUCAGACAUAGACAAAUUAGAGGAUUUAACUUUCUCCCUUUUGUACAUACAAUUUUUUUUCUCUUCACUUUUGGAUUAUUUUUCUCAGUUAUGUGAACGUUCUCUUUCCCCUUUGAUUAAAAGUAUUUAACAAACUAUUUGCUGAUUCAGUGAUGAGCAAAGUUUGAAUGUUGGGCAGUGUUUUUAUGUAAGGAACCAGUCAAUGGACCAUUUCAUUGUAAAUGCAUGUUGUAGACCAUUUACUGUAAGCUCCAUUUAUGAAUACUUUUAUAUGAGCCGUGGAUCAUGAUGAUGUGAAAAUGUGGGAGCCACCGGACCAAUCACCAACACCGCAGUGCAGUUAUUGUUUCUUUGGAGCAACAGGCCGCUCGGAUAAAACACUUUCUGUGGAGCACCAAAUAGCAACUAGCUCGGUAACACAAUGGCUCAUUUUCAACCAAAAUGUCAAUUUUUUUUCUGAGGUGGAGACCAAAACUGAACAAAAAUCUAAAACUACAAAACUCUCAGAGUUAUGUGGGGAGGGGGUGUAUCUUGGUCUGGCUUAGGUUGUGGAAAACGGGACACAUGGUCAGUAGUGUCACAUUGUGUUAUCGGGUGAUCAGUCUUCAGCUUGUGUUCAAUUGUCCCUGAAAUCUGCAAAGUUCCAGAGAACAGGAGACCGCUGACAGGGGUUCGGUUUCCCAGUGAGCCCAGUAUCCGUCAUUCCACUUGAGCCGAAUCCACUGGCUGCUUCCGUCAGUCGCAUCUGAGGCCGAUCUGAUGGUCUGUUGUGGAGCCCAGCAGUGGUUUCCCAUCUCUGUCAGCAGUCUGAUGGUAGAAGAAGCCACAAAUCCUAACUGAUUAUCAUUUCUCAGUGUCGUAAGCACAGCCUCAAAUGAACCGUUGUGUUACUCUGUGUGUGCUUGUUGUGUCGGUUCUCUGUUCUGACACAUUUAUAUCAACUUCAGAAAGCGAUUUGUAAUCCAAGUUGUGUUUUAACGUCACUGCUGCCAACCAGUGGCCAAAAAGAAACAAAGUUAGCUUUAAGGAAUGGGCUGAAACGUGCAAAACCAGUGAUGUGGUCAGGGUUGACCUCUCUUAUUCAGGAAAUGGUUGUUGUUCAUAUUCUCAUGUAAUGUUUGAAGAGUGAAUUCUAAAAGCAGAAGAGAGAGACACAGUGUUGGGCUGGAGCGCGUGUGAGGGCAGCGACAUGACUGUUGUUGACCUGCUGUCCAACGCUCGCUCCUGUAGGUUAUGUUUACAGGCCGACCCACACUGGUUCCUGCUGCCUCCUGAAUUUGGCAGCACCUCCAGGUGGAUUUCACAGCGUCCCCGGAAGACUGGUGGUGCUGCUCCCUGUGUAUGUGUUGGACAGUCGGCAGGUUGAGGUGCGGAUUAAGAGGAGAGAGAGCAGUGUUUCUGUAAGAAGUUAAUCCACAAAGCAAUCCCACCAUCAGAAUUACCCCGACGUUGGCCUGUGUCGGCUGUAAGAGUUGCCUCAUUUCUCACUGAGAUUUUAGCCCCACUGCGUUUGAUCAUUCACGAGAUCAACUUGCAGAGUUUUCCUUUUGAAGAUCAAAGAGAAUUUUCAAUGACCAAACGGACAUUUAUCGGCUUUUGGGGAAUUGAACUAGCAUGACAGGCACAGUUGCUUCCAUAAGGAUUCGGGCAGUGAUAAUUUAUGAGUUUGCUUUUUUACACCACCACAGUGAAUUUGUAAUGUAGCCACGAAUGAAGUAUAUAUAUAUAUAAACUAGCAAUGGCUUCCAAUUUCCAAAUUUCAUUUUCAUAGGCUCAACAGAGAAAAUAACAUUACUAUAAAAUGUAAUAUUCAAUGCUUGGAUAUUGCUGUCAACAACGGUCUGUGGAUCAUUGAGAUUAUUAGUAUUAGUUUUGCAGAGAUUGGGGGAAUCUGAGCAGAGGAUAUAAAUCUACUGUAGCCCCAACACAAUUUCCUCCUGCUGCAUCACCAACAAACACCAGUAAGCUCCUGUCCCUCCAUCAUCCUGCAAGUCCUGCCUGGUUUCAUCGGUUUCACAGCUGCAUGGGCAGAGGCAAAACACUGUCUUUAAUCUCAAUAUGAAAAUAACCAUUUAAAAUAGGUUUAAUGAGGCAACCCCGACAACAACACGAGUCUUUAGAAGGCUCAGGGGAUGGGUUGCUUUUGUUUCACACGCACUCCCUCACUCUGUCACUUUUGACUCCACAUGUACACUAUCACCCCACACUCACAUAUCCACGGUCUGUAACACCUUGUGGAGAAGAACAGUGUUUGAAGCUCAGUUAGGAUCUGCUAGUGGUCUCUGUGCUGAGCUGUUUGAGGCUAUAUUUGUCUGACUGUUGUUAUGGGGAAGCUGUUGAUGUGUUCUCCUCUCAGGGACCCCCCACCACCACCACAUGCCAUCACCCCCACCCCCACCUGUCCAGAGUUAUUCUGCUCCACUUUGAUUAGUUUGACACACCUGACAAGCACAGAUCUGUCAUUCAUGUGAACUUAAAGCAUCAUUUUGACUGUUUGGCCAAAGUGUAACAUAAAGGAGACGAGGAUUACUUUUAACAUAAGAUGAUGCAAAAGAAUUUGAGAAAUAAGUUCAAGUUGCUUCCUCUUCUCAUCGGUCACAUCACAUUUUGCUUUUCUGUUUUUAAAGUUACUCACUAAAUGAUUAGUCUUCCGAUACAAAGAGCAUGAUUUCAAAGAUGUCCACAUGUGACAGAGCACUAAAGGGAAAAUCCGCUAAGAAUAACCCAACACAAGCAACGUUGUGCUUCACACUCAAACACGCUGGUAUUUGGAACAUAGACAACCUCAUUAUGAAUGUUUUUCUUAACACAAAAAUUACUAAAAUUUUCUACAAAGAUAAAGAAUAUCGCUCAAUAAUUGAAUCUUAAACUGCAUUCAUAGAACACAUUGGAAAUGAAUGUUCACUGAUGUGGGUGCUUGUAAUUUACAAUCACAGUCCAGGUUUGUGUUUAAUUACCUCCGAUAAGGAAGUUCUGUUUUCACCCCCUGUCUGUUUAAGUUUACACAGAAACAACUGAAUGCAUUUACCAUCACACUUGGUGGUAGGCUGUGGUUUGAGUCAGGGAAGAACUCACUUAGAUUUUGUUGCAGAUCUGAAUCAGGGGGUGGAUCCAGUAUUUUUUUCACCUUCUUUAAAAUUAAGAGGGAGAACUUUUCACAGCUAUCCCAGGGAAAUAUUCCUGGUUCUUUAAGAAUAUUUAUGUUUGGAAUUUGUUUCUGCUUGAUUGAAUUUAACUGUUGGUGCAGGUAUGUGCUCUACCAAGAGUCAUCCUAGUUAACAGAACUAAAUUUAAAGACAUGAUAAUCAGUGUGCAGCCAAAAAAUGAAAUGAGACCUGAAUCCCAGUGAAACCUCUGACUGACCAGUUGAUCCGGUUGUUUUAGGAGAGUCAGACUCCAUACAGCCACUAUGUGGGUGGGACUGUUAUACAUAUUUAAAAAAAAAAAAAAAGAAACUAUCCAUCAUCAGUUAUAGCAAUGUGGGAAGAAUAUAUUUUAUAUUGUAUUAAAAGUUUUUGAAAAUGUAGUUUUCAGCUGAAAUCAAUGUAAUGUUUUGACUUUGAGUUAAUUUAAUAUCUCUAAAACUUUCUGUUGAAUAAUAAAUAAUGAAAUGCUGAACAUUCUGCCACCGGCACACUCCUCAUACUAACAACAGUUUGAGGGGAAGGGCCUGUAGAAGUCAUUUGGGUGGAUUUUCUCUUUAGUUGGAUUUCUGAUUGGCCCAGUCAGUCGUUGGUGGCUGACUUAUGUGUUGACGCUCAUGUGUUGUACAGGUGCAGUGCUGUGUGUCAUGACAGUGUGCGAAUGUGUCAUAUCAACAGAAAACACAUCACUGUGCAGGCGCUGUGCUGCAGGUUUCACGUCACACAGGUUUGUUUCCUUUCACACUCAUGUUAUGGUUGUUAGUGAUUGUUGUGUUUUUACGUUUUGAUUUCCACAAGUUUUCUUACAUGAAGAUUUCUUAGUCAUUUGUUACUGUGUGCUGUACCUCGUGUAUUUUCUUUAUGAAUUACUGUAUAUUUGUAAAUAUAUUAACCAUUAAAAUUUUUUCUAUAAAGCAAAA